Venustampulla echinocandica is the source of this 1035-nucleotide messenger RNA. RefSeq lists its product as uncharacterized. The transcript is spliced from 7 exons. The record is from RefSeq and is a predicted model, not a curated record. NCBI's taxonomy places the organism in Eukaryota, Fungi, Ascomycota, Leotiomycetes, Helotiales, Pleuroascaceae. The coding region runs from base 1 to 1035 and encodes 344 amino acids.
AUGCCAGGCCUAGAGAUACUCGUGCGAGCGGUAGAUCCACUUCUCUUGCCACCUGAUGGAGAAGAACCAAACUACAUCAAUCCACUUUCGAGGGGCCAGAAAAUUGUUAUUGCCAGUGUCGUUUUAACUUCAUUUGCGUUUGUAUUUGUUAUAGCCCGAGUCAUUGUUAAAGGAUUCGUUACCAAACGAUUUGGAUGGGAUGAUAUUUUCUGUGUUGGGGCUAUGGCCGCCUCGAUCGCUCGAACAGUGAUGAGUGUUAUUUUGGUCGAUACAUAUGGAAUCGGCGUUCAUGUCUGGAACUUCAAUCCUAAAAAUAUUGUUGCAGCCCACAACAUGCAAUUUGCUCAGGAUAUGGUUUGUGGGAAUGCAUAUGAUACUUGGCACUUCUCUUUUGAGGCGGAUUGUUUGCCAACCACCGACAUCACUGUAGCCAUCGGCGCAGUCAAUAUUUUUACGGAUUCAAUCAUUAUGGUUAUGCCUAUUCCAAUAAUCUGGAAACUUCAGCUGAAACAGACCCAAAGAUGGGGCCUGUUGGCAGUUUUCGGUACUGGCCUCUUCGUCUUAGUUUCUGCAAUUGUGCGGGAGGUGAUUGUAGUUAAGACAGACAAAGAACUUGACCAAUCUUGGGUGGUCGUUGAUGAGAUCAUAUGGCUCACUGUGGAACUCAAUAUUGGCAUAAUAUGCAUCUCUUUACCAGCACUUUCGCCCCUAUACACUCGCGUUUUGGCUUCCAAGUUUUACUUGUCAUCCCUUCGAAAUCUACUUUCAUUUUCGGGGGCCGGGUCCAAAUCACGGUCGAAACUGGGAUCAACCGACGGCACCAAGGAGUCGAAACAGGAUUCAUCACCAUAUACUGACAGUGUUUAUCUUGUUAAUAUGGGCUCUUCUCAUGCUGAAGCACAAGGGGAUGCAAGAAGUAGCGGUGAUCCACAUGAUUAUAUGGCGUACGAAACGCAUAAAAAUGGAAUCCAGGUGAGGCACAAGGUUGAGCAGCAUGUCACCCAGGCUCCCAAUGACGGGCAUGAUAUUGUCUAA